AUGUUAUCCGCGUUCGAACUUUCUCAAUUUUCGAAACAAUGGACCAAUGUACCAGAAGAAGUAUUUAUUCGAGGUGGAUUAGCAUUGAUUGCCAUCGGAACGACUGGAUAUAUUUUAAACAAAAUAUUCAAUAGUUCUCUUGCCGAAAAUUCGUCUGAGGAAAGGCCUGCAACCCAGAGUAUGCUAGCUAAUCGAGCCUAUUCUGCUGCAGUCAGAGAACAUCUUCGUGCGACUUAUGCACACUUUGCUGGUGGAUUGGUGAUGACAGGUAGUUUUGCCUAUCUUUUCCAUCGUGCUAGAUGGUCUACGCAAUUGAUGACAGAGAAUAAAUGGAUUUCCGUUAGUGGAAUUCUAUUCUUCAGUUUUGGAUCUAGUUUCACAACGAAAAUGAUCGACCAACACCGGAGACCAGUAUUGAAAUACACUGCAUGGACAUUAUUUAACAGUUCGCUCGGCUUAUCUUUAUCGCCACUUUUCUUCUUGGACUCGUAUCUACUCGCUCAUGCUGCUCUUUUGAGUGCAGGUGUUGUCAUUUCAAUCAGUGCUGUCAGUAUGA
Molecule: messenger RNA, 556 nt
Organism: Rotaria sordida
Lineage: Eukaryota; Metazoa; Rotifera; Eurotatoria; Philodinida; Philodinidae
Source: the annotation of a GenBank genome assembly